AUGAGAUCUUCUGUGAAGUCAGUGUUCAUGUACAGUUUUUCUCCCACCGUGUCUUUUCUAGUCAUCCCAAAGUUCUGCAGAAUAAACAACGGGGACUGUGAGCAGUUCUGCAGCGUCAGGAGAGAUGGACGGAAGGAUGUAGUGUGCUCCUGUGCAGAUGGCUAUGCUCUAGCAGAGGAUGGCAAGCACUGUGUUGCAACAGUAAAAUACCCUUGUGGAAAAGUAUUUGUGGCAAGGAAAAAAAGGUCUGUUCUUUCACCUGCUGACUACAGCAAUGGAACAAGGGAUCAAGGAAAACCUCCUGCAAAUGAGAUGAGCGUGGAGGAAAACUUUGCAGUUACCACAGAAAGCCCAACCCCUCCACCUGACAACAGAACAAGCAGCAGGAAUCCUUAUGCCACUACCAGGAUAGUUGGUGGGGAUGAGUGUCGCCCUGGCCAAUGCCCAUGGCAGGCUGUUCUGUUAAACGAGGAAGGAGAAGAGUUUUGUGGUGGAACUAUUCUGAAUGAAAAUUUUAUACUUACUGCAGCUCACUGCAUAAACCAAUCCAAAGAAAUCAAAGUUGUUGUUGGUGAGUGAUUAUUUCUUGUCCUCCUCUGAGGUGGGACUAUCUGUUGUGCCUAACCUUCUGUGCCUUAAAUCUCCUGUGAGAUGGACUCAUGAUUUAUUAAGGUUUGCUACCUUCUUGCUGUGCUCUGUAAUUUCUUGUUAUUGUGAACAUCCUGCUUUGUAACAACAGGAGCAGCUGAUGUGGAACGUGACAAUGGUGUGUC
This is a messenger RNA of Ficedula albicollis (Collared flycatcher), 773 nucleotides long. RefSeq names its product coagulation factor X-like. The transcript is spliced from 4 exons. Lineage: Eukaryota; Metazoa; Chordata; Aves; Passeriformes; Muscicapidae. Gene Ontology annotation, molecular function: serine-type endopeptidase activity. The coding region runs from base 1 to 579 and encodes 192 amino acids. The record is from RefSeq and is a predicted model, not a curated record. Gene Ontology annotation, biological process: proteolysis.